This is a messenger RNA of Petromyzon marinus (sea lamprey), 3811 nucleotides long. Its product is annotated as protein phosphatase 1 regulatory subunit 14C-like. The record is from RefSeq and is a predicted model, not a curated record. Lineage: Eukaryota; Metazoa; Chordata; Hyperoartia; Petromyzontiformes; Petromyzontidae. Gene Ontology annotation, biological process: regulation of phosphorylation. Gene Ontology annotation, molecular function: protein serine/threonine phosphatase inhibitor activity. Gene Ontology annotation, cellular component: cytoplasm.
GCCCACGCUUGGUGGAGUCGUGGCAGCAGUAGUAACACGUGUGUGAGCAGCUGUUCACAGGGCAGGCUGUGUCCGUCAGUCGCACGCUGUCUCUCUCUCUCUUCGUGUGUGUGCCUGUUGGUCUGUGUGUGUGUGCUUAUCUCUUUGUCUCAGUUUCUUUUUGUCUCUCUCGGUCUAUGUCUACCUGUCUAUCUGUCUGCCUGCCUGUCCUUGACGGUCUCUUCGCCUCUCUAUUUGUUGGGCUGUCUGCCCGUCCGACCCUACAUCCGUCCGUCCGUCGGUCUGCCUGGCUGCCUGCCUUCCUGCCGAACUAAUAGCCCAGUAUCUGUCCGUCUGUCUGCUUUCCUGCCUUCCUGAAUAUCUGGCCGCCCUUCUGUCUGUACUUCCCAUUCAUCCAUCCGCCCAUCCCUCUGUCAACCCAUCCAUCUGCCUCUCUUAUCUGCAUAUCUGACCGCCUAUCCCUAAAACCCACCCACCCAAACAACCCCAUUCAUCCCCCAUCCCCCUGCGUCUGUCGUUCUCUCCAUAUAUAUCUGCCUUGCGUCUUCUUGCCCGACAACUCAUCCGGACAUCCUCCUUCCGUCUGCCUAUCCGUUCACCCGCUCUGUUGUCCAUCUCAUCCCUCUCGCCUCCCAUCCACCCAAAGUUUACGCAAUCCCCCACGUGCGUCCGCCCGCUCGCCCGCCUCGAGCCGCGUGAAUCUAUCGGUGUAACGGGGGACCCCCCCACCCACCACGCAGCUCCGAGCGGCCGCAGUCAAAGCCUCUAAAACGUCGGCAGAGACGGACGGGGAAGGAGCCGAGAGGCAGGAAGAAGAGGGAGCAGGGGAAGAGGGAGGGCAAUGGCUUCUGGCGGGACGGACACGGACACGGGGCCUGGCCGGGUUCUGUUCGAGGCGGCGGGACCCCAGCAGGAAGCUCACCCCGAGCAGCGGAGGCCGUGGAAGGUGACCGUCAAAUACGACCGCAAAGAGCUGCAGAAGCGCCUCGAGCUUGAGGAGUGGAUGGAGGCGCAGCUCGGACAACUCUUCCCCGGCGGGGAGGCGGACGUCCCUGAUCUGGAGAUCGAUGUGGAGGAGCUCCUGGAACUGGACGAAGAUGAGGACAAGGCGAAGAAAUUGCGGGUGAUCCUGCAGGGCUGCAGUAAAAACCCAGAGGGCUUCAUCCGUGAGUUGCUGCAGAGGCUGAAGAGUGUUCGCAAGCUGAGCACGCCGCAGAAGAAGUGAAUCCUCGUGUGCGGCGCGCGGUGAUGAACGACGCGCUUGAACGGCUUCUUUCGCGUCCCCUUGCCGUAGCCGCAUAGGCAGCGUCUUAAAGAGGAAAAGAUCAAACACAACGGACAAAAAGUCAAUCAAAGUUUCUUUAAUCAAACGUAUUGCUCUGGCCGUAAUUCGCACUCUCAUAAGCAAACGGGAAAUGCAUUGAAGUUGUUUUUUUUUUAUUAAGCAACUGCUACAGGAGCUCUCUCUGGAGCUCUUGGUCAUGGAGAGGCCAUUCCGCCAGCAGUGACGAGAGCAAGAAAUUGCAGGGAUGCACCUUUACCUUUUUUAAAAAAAGCCCGAGGCACCAGGCCCCGGUGCGUUGUGAAUUUAUGACUGACGGCAGCAGUCACGGCAUUCGCAAGUCUUUCCAAUAUUCUUACGUCACCUUCCACACGUGCGCGCACUUUUAAAUCAUCUCGAUUUAAAACGAAUCUUUUUAGAACUGAUUUUUGUGUUUAGUUUGUUGUCCUUCCUCCUCCCCCCCCCCGCCACACCUCCCAAUUAGCAAGGUUCGGCUACGUACGGUGCGAAAGAAGUUCAACAUACACACAUACGCGCUUGCAUUCCGCUCUGUUGAGACGCCACCAGUGCGAUCCUACAGGCGUUCAACGCGGCCACAGGGAGAAGAAGAAGCGUGAAUCAACGUUUAUUCUGGCAGAUCUCUUCAUGUAUGUACGGGCUCCCAGAUGACGGUCACGCUCGACAUCGCAGCCUCGUCAUCCACGUUUCCCAACGAAGGUCGACGGCGUGAAUGCGCGAGUUUGUAGCACGCGGGCUUCCGAGAGCGAUAUUGUCCACGAUUUGUUGUGGGGUUGGAUCGCGUGGUCAGGCCUCGAGCUCUGCCCAUCUGCCUCCAGCAUGGCGACACGCCGACUCCCGUGAACAUGAUCCAAUUUGAACGAAACCUGUACUGCGAUAGUCCUCCCUCUUGUUGUUGGUGUGCAGAUCCCCUCCCGCAGGUUUGCAAGGCCACAAUGGCACACAGAGGGAUCACAUGUCCUCACACCACGAGUCAAUGCGGUUGUUAGUGUAAGGCUAUUUGUUUCACGAUGCGUCCAAGUGAGUUUCGCUUGCUGCGUGUGUGGAAUAUAUGUUGGAACUUCUUUCGCACCGUACGUAGCCAACCGUGCUAAUUGGAGGUUGCGUAUCGGUGACAACGUUAGGUCGGUAACGCCUUGUAAAAAAAUUAAUACCGGGACUGGAUUAAGUUUUGAUGGACGGAGGGGGGGGCCUGUCCAUGGCUGUUAUAGUUUGUUUGCGUGGUGGGAGGGAGGGAGGCAUUUUCUGUUGGUAAAUGUGAACUUUCAAGCCAAAUCAAAAGUUUUAACGAACAAAAAACAAGGUUCAGUUCGGGACACAGACGACAGUGUGAUACGCAGAAUGACGCUGUGGCAUUACCUACCAGAUUACACUGUAUGGGGAUGUAUUAUCAUGCUGGAGUAUUGCGUUUCAACCAUUAUAAAGCAGUCUUUUAACAUGUAUAAAAUUAUAUUUAUAUUUGGGGUUCCUCAACAUCCCAUGUCUCGGGUUCUCGUUAAUCCGGCCCUGGUUGAAAAAAAAUAAUAAUAAUUGUAUUUAAUAUGGCGCCAAUCAUGCAAAUCGGAUCUCAGAAUCAGAAUAUUUCUACUGGAGGAAUCCGAUGAGCUAUGAAGCUCUUUUUUACAGGUGUCCAGUAGGGGUGGGUGAGAACGUGACAACAACAAGCAACACAGAAGCACGAUAGGAGUGCAAAGUAUAGGUAGGGUAAAUAAAUCACUUAAUAAAACAUCCAAAUGAAAUGAAACUUUUUUUUAAUUUCUUUUAACCAGGUAGAGCCCACUGAGCCGUUAGCUUCUUUUUCAGAAGCGACCUGGCCACAAAUGAUAAGCUCAGCGACGUAGCUUACCUCAAGUCGCUGAACAAUGCGAACCAUAGUUUAACAGUUUAACACGUAGUAUUGUUCAUAACAGAGGUUUUGGGUUCGAUCGCGUUAUUUUAAAUGUGUCGCGUUCACAACAACAAAUACCACUGACGUGACCGCCACAGAGACUCGACACAACAAGACAACUGGUUCGUGUGGGGCGUUGUGGUGGGGGAGGUAGGGGGGAGUGACAAGUGUAACGCAACUUGUGUGCCAGGUCUCGCCUUGUCCAGGGCAAAUGCCGUCUCAGUCUCCUGCAGCUGCGGUUUUCGCCGAAACUCAUCGCUCAAAGGUGUCGCUCGUGUGCCUAAAUGCGUCCGCUCACCCGGCUCGCAGAGUAAUCGUAAUGACAGAGUAGUAAUAAUAGCACCGACAUCACUGGCACGAGAUAAAUAAGGGGGGCUUCCUGCUGUUAAAAUCUCAGUGCUGGUUUUUAAUCAAAGCCUUGGGGGGGUUUGGGCUUUUCCGUCUGCAUAUCUUUGGUACGAUCCCGCCGGCGCGGGCAGUUUGAAACAACGGUGGAGAGGUUUCUUGAAUUCCAUGAGAUGCCUCGUACCCGCGGAUUAACGUCGUGCCGGUAGCACAAUUAUCCAUAAAGAAAAAAAGUGGGAAAAGACCAAAAAAUAAAAACCUCGCAUUUUUAUCAUUGA